AUGGGUCGCAAAAACAAGAUCAAGAUUCAACGUGUAAGUUUUAAAGUGGAUUAUUUCAAAAAAUAGGCCACGUAAAAGCUCUUCAAUUCAUAUUUAAAAUUUUACAGAAUCUUCGUCAAUCGAGAGAGCAAUCUCCAGAGAAUCGCAAAGUUCUCGGUGAUAUUGGCAAUGUUUCUCAACGAUCCGUCGAUAUGACAACUGUUGAAAUCGUGAGAAAUAUGGCGUUGAGAGGUAUUUAGUUAUCUGAAUUCAUUCACAAUUCAAUCAGAUUAUUUCCAGAAACACCUGUUGAAAAGGUGAAUUAUCUUCUCGAUAUUUUGGAUCGGAAAAAUUCGGAGUUGUUGUGUUCGAGAAAACUCAUCGACUAUUUGAAGAAUCAAGAUAUGGAUUUGAUAGAAAAGAUUCAAAAUGGUCAAGAGCAAAUGUCUAUUCUGGAAUCGGACAGGAGCGAAGUUCUCGAACAAUUGGAUGCUUUCAGGGAUAAAUUCGAAGAUAUCAAAGGAAGUUCUUCCGCUUCUCUCGACAAAUUGAAAGAAGAGAACGAGGAGUUGAAUGAAAAGUUGCGAGUUACCACUCAAAACUUGGAAAAAUCCAAAAGUAAUUAGAAUUAUACUUCGAUAUACUUAAAUAAUUUUCUUUUUUCAGAGGAGUUGAGUGAUUUGGAACGACAAUUCGUUAUAACCAACCAGUUGGUGAGCGAAUCUCAAAAGUCAAGUGAAGUUGUCAAAGACGAGUUCAACAAGUUGAUUGCUGAGAAAAGUUCGGCUCUAACAAGUGCUCUUGCCAAACUGGAAGAGACCAAAAAAUCGGGACUUGUUUCUGUCGAAGAAUUGGAAAAAGUUCGAGUUAAACUUGCAAGUUUGGAGAAGACAAAUCUGGAGCUGAUCGAAAACCAACAAGAAGUUAGAGAAUUGAAGGAGGAAUUGGCGCAAGCUAUUAUCCAGCGAGAUGAUUACAAAGUUGAGCUAGAUACAGCUUUGCGCGUAUCAGAUGAAGCGAGAUAUAAUGCUCAAAAUGAAUCAAGUCAUUUGGAAAAAGAGUUGGAGAAGCUUCGUGAACAACUUCGAUCAUUGGAGAGUGAUAACAUCAUUCGAAAGGAAGCUGUUGGUGGAUUGAAAGAACAAUUGGCUGAAGCGAAGAAAAUUGUUGAGGAAGAGAAAAAUCUUUUACAAAAAGAUCUAGAAUCGGCAAAAGAUUCUGCGAGCAAAUCUCAAAAGGAAGUUGAAGUGUUGAAUCAACAACUGCAAUUGAUCAAUAGUGAGAUUGAAAAUCUUCGAAAGAGCAAUGUCACAUUGAGCGAAGAUUUGAAAUCAGAAAAAUUGGUUUCGGAGCAAUUCAAACAAUUGAAUCAACAACUUCAAUCUACGAAUGGCCAAUUGGAAGAACAGAACAAAAGUCUUUUGGCAGCGAACAGUUCUCAAAAGAAUUCGGAAAGCCUGGCUAUCUCGAAGUUGCAAGAUGAAUUCAAGUUGAAAACCGACAAAUUCACAACUGAAAUCGCCGAAUUGCUCGAAAAUAACAAGUCACUCCAAUCUGAACUUGAUGCAGCGAAACAAUCAAUUGAAAAUGAAAAGAAGACGUCAAAAGGCUUCGAACAGAAAUAUGUCAAUUUGCAGACAGUCUUCGAAACAAGAUUCACUCAAGUUCUCGAUGAUGUCGAAAUUGUUCAAUAUGAUUUGCAUACUCUCAAGAUCAAUCUGGCCAACACCGAACAAGAAAAUGCUCGACUUCAAAAAACUAUAAACGAGAUCGAAGAGAGCAAAUCGAAACUUGUUGAAGAAUCCAGAAAGAAACGAGAUACAGCUACGGAUGAACUCAAAAAUCAAUUUGAAGGCGAGAAGAAGAAGAUUCAAGAGGAAUGCACACGUAAAGUGAAAUCUUCGAAUCAACGAGUCAAUAAGUUGGAUAAGGAUGUGAAAAAGUUGCUGACAGAGAAGAAGAAACUCAAUGAAGAGAACACCAAAUUGGCGGAAGAGUUGAAAUCGAAGUCAACACUUGUUGAAGAACUUAAUGGUUUGGCCAAAUCUGCCCAGAGUAAUCAACAAACAAUUGAUGAGUUGACAAAAUGGAAAGAGGACAAUCAAAAGCUGUGAGUUUUUAAUUCCGAGUAAAUAUGUUUUAAAAAUUAUUUUUUUAGUGUCGUGAAGUUGGAAACCAGGAUCAGCGAACUUCAAAGAUCAUCCGAAAACUGCCAAAAGCGUUUUGAAAGUGAAUUGGCUGCAUCUGAGAAGAAACGUUCCGAAGCAAUGAGUAUGGUUGAAAAGCAUGAACAAGAGUGAGGAAAACAAUUUAUAAUGGUUUAUAUUCUAAUUUCCGUUUCUUACAGAGUUCUUGAAGUUCAACAUCUUUUGAAUAGUUCGAUUGAAGAAAUUCAUGAACAAGAAGAGUUGAGAAAACACAUUGCUAGUUUGGAGGCGAAGGUACAAACUCUCGAAAAAGAAUGUUCCGAUAAAUUGGAAAUCGCUUCGAAGUUAAAAGAAGUUCAAAAAACUUUGGAAGAGACUGCCGAGAAAAAUGUUCAACUCCAAACUCGAAUUGACACAGAUUUGUCCGAAUUGGCGGAUAUCAAGAAGAGCGUUGAUAAAAGCAAGAAGAAAAUGGAGGAUAAACUAUCGGUUGUUCGAAAUAAAUUGGAAAAAGCGGAAAAAUUGGCAAAGGAAGAGAAAGAGGAAUGUAAAAGAAUAAAGGAAUUGGAAUCGAAGAAAGUCGAAGUUUUGGAACAAAUGGCCAAGGAAGAAAAGGAGGCUACUAAAUUGACAUUGGAUGCUUCUAAUCAAGUGAAGGAUCAGUUGCAAAGGUUCGUUUUUUAUUAAAAUUUUAUUUAAAAAAAAUAAUUUAUUUUUUAUCAACAUUUUUCCAGGCAAGUUGAAUUAUUGACAGUCAAAUUGGAUGAGAAGUCAGCUGAAAAUGUCAAACUUGUUGCCGAUCUUCAAAGUAUUCAAGAAAAACUUGAUAUUGUUGAAAAGGUUGCGCAUGAGGAUGAGGUUGAAUGUCAACGAUUGGCUGCAUUGGAAGGCUCGAAAACUGAAAAAUUGUCGGAAUUGGAGAAAUUGUUAGCCGAAAAAAACAAGUCAGCUUGA
This is a messenger RNA of Caenorhabditis angaria, 3080 nucleotides long. The record is from the annotation of a GenBank genome assembly. Lineage: Eukaryota; Metazoa; Nematoda; Chromadorea; Rhabditida; Rhabditidae.